This is a messenger RNA of Panicum virgatum (switchgrass), 2287 nucleotides long. RefSeq names its product ubiquitin carboxyl-terminal hydrolase 27-like. The transcript is spliced from 12 exons. Gene Ontology annotation, cellular component: nucleus; cytosol. Gene Ontology annotation, biological process: protein deubiquitination. NCBI's taxonomy places the organism in Eukaryota, Viridiplantae, Streptophyta, Magnoliopsida, Poales, Poaceae. Bases 498 to 2081 code for a protein of 527 amino acids. Gene Ontology annotation, molecular function: cysteine-type endopeptidase activity; cysteine-type deubiquitinase activity. The record is from RefSeq and is a predicted model, not a curated record.
AAAAAAUCGUUUCUUUUCUUUGCCGAGCGCCCGAGCCCCCUCCGCGGCUCCGCCUGCUCCCGUCGCCCUUCCUCCCGAGUCCCGAGAGCUCCCUCCCCCGCCGCCUGCCUCGCGCCGAACUCCUUGUUCCUCGCUGCGCCUCGCCGCCGGCUGCCUCACCGCCGGCGACGGGGCCCAACAAAGCCGAGGCAUCUUUCGACAGGAGCUUUCCCCUCUAAACUGUUGCCAUCCUCUUCCCAUUCUGUUUUACCGGACUUGCGUGGAUCCAUCCAGACUGGAUUAAUUUGUUCUAAGGUUUUUUGUUAGCUGCGUGGUACACUCCCUAGCAAUGCUAGACCUACAUCCAUUGUUGACGGAUUGGAUUAAGUUCCUGCUCUUCUCUUGUGCGCGCAAGAUCAGUUUCGGUCGGUUUGGACUUGUGCCAACCUUAGGUGCGGGUGCAGACAAUUUCGUUAUUCAAUAGCUCGCCAUCGCUUUUCUCGACGAAGGUGCAAAUCAUGGGGAAGUUUAUGCCUGACAAUCCACUGGUAUCUCCUAGUGAAGUAAAUAGACAUCACUAUAGUCUUGCAGCCAUUGCUGUUGGCUUGGGACUAGGAGUUGCUGGGUUAUGCAAGGCAUUGUAUAGUGGUUCGUCCAUACCAUGGGUCUCUCCGAGGAAUUUAUUUUUGGGAUCAGGGAGAGUAUACUAUGUUGGAGGUUUACGGAAUCUUGGCAACAAUUGCUUUCUUAAUGUCAUCCUGCAGGCACUUGCCAGCUGUGAUAGUUUUGUUUCCUUUCUAGAUAAUCUGCUUGCAACUGACGGCUUGCUACCUGAAGAAAAGGCUGAAAGAAUGCCUCUUCUUCUUGCUCUAUGUUCUCUCUUGCAAGACUUGAGCAUAGUUCGAGAUGAAAGAAUUGUGUUGAAUCCACAUGGAGUAAUGCAUGCUUUGAGUUUCUAUGUUAGUCACUUCAAUUUGACCAGACAGCAGGAUGCUUCGGAAGCUUUUCUUCAUCUUUUGAUCUCACUGCGAGAUGAAUUUUCCCAUAGUUAUGUACCACAUAGGAGUUCUCUGGCAGACAUCACUCUGUCUCACUCUAAAGUAUACAAGCAAAGGGAAGGUAGCCAGCCUGAAUGCAAGCGCUGGAAACAAAAUCUAUUUGGCCCAUUUGAUGGGACAAUCGGCAGCAUAUUAUCUUGCAGAAACUGUUCAUCUGUGCUAUCGUUGGACUUCCAGAAUUUCCAAUGCCUGCCUCUCUCACCAGUGCUUAACACAAAUGGAGAUAUUACCAGUGGGUGUAGUUUGGUGGAUUGCCUAAAGUACUUCACUGUGGUGGAACAUCUUGACAAUUAUCGUUGUGAUCGGUGUUGGCAUAUUACUGCUGCCAAGUAUCUAUCUCUCAAAUCAGAAGCUGAUGAGGAAAAAGUUAGCAAACUUAACACCUGUGUCGACUAUGGCACUUGCAGUUGCAGGGGUAUAUUUUCCCCAGAGGAAAUACCAUGUUCAUCACCUUCACGAGCAACAAAGCAGUUGAUUAUCGUUCAGUGUCCGAAGAUUUUGUGCAUUCAUUUGCUGCGUGCUUCAGUUAGUCUUGAUGGUGAGCCCAUCAAACAUCAGGGACAUAUUUCUUUUCCUUUACUUCUCAAUCUAUCCCCAUUUGCGGGAGGUGCAUCGAGCAUUGGGCAGGGGCCUGGACCUUUGGCAAUGAAAGUUCAAAGAGAUGGCCAGCAAGCUCUCCAUCUAUACCGACAACUGAAUAUGCAGAUGAGCUUGAAUGUAAUACCUACUGGAGGGAACUCAAUUCACAUGGCAAAUGCUGAUGUGGCUAGUAGUUCAUCAUCAUCACUGCAGCCGUCACCAUCAUCAUCAAGGAGCAAGUUAUAUGGUCUUUCAGCCGUUGUGGAGCACUACGGGAAAUGCGGAGGAGGGCACUAUGCAGUUUACAGGAGAAUUGCAUCAAAUCCUGACCCUGAGGAUCCAGGGCAACCUCUUGCAUGUCUUGGCAAGCGGUGGUUUUACAUUUCAGAUGGUCACGUAUCAGAAGUUUCAGAGGAUGAUGUUUUGGGUGCGGAGGCCACCCUCCUUUUCUAUGAAAGGUUGUAGCAGCUUAUUGAGUUGCAAAAACACUGUGGUACGAAAUUAAGAGCUAUUUGUUGUCAAGAGUUGGUGGGGGUUUUUUUUGGCUCAAACGAGAGAAAUAAAAUUAGGCCUUCACUGUUUUGUACUAUUGUACACAGCAAUCCGCAGAUUGCAUGAAUUUUGGUCCAGUGGUGAUAAACUUUGAAUCAACUGAGUCAUCCUUUGUUUCA